This is a messenger RNA of Alosa sapidissima (American shad), 1162 nucleotides long. RefSeq lists its product as uncharacterized. The record is from RefSeq and is a predicted model, not a curated record. The coding region runs from base 259 to 921 and encodes 220 amino acids. Gene Ontology annotation, molecular function: RNA binding. NCBI's taxonomy places the organism in Eukaryota, Metazoa, Chordata, Actinopteri, Clupeiformes, Clupeidae. Gene Ontology annotation, biological process: protein polyubiquitination; regulation of double-strand break repair. The transcript is spliced from 6 exons. Gene Ontology annotation, cellular component: nucleus.
GUCACUCUUGUGCGCCAAAAUAAAUAACUAUGGAUUUGUCCCAUGAUUUGUCCACAUCUGCAAGUACAUUUUUCAGGAUAUUUAACCUUUACGGGAAAUUGUAAUGGAAAUGCUACAUCUUUACUAUUAUUUAUUUGGUUAAUACUACCAAGGUAACUUGUAUUUAUAAAGAGUAAAACAGGAAUACAGUCCAAAUCUAGCUGGCUGCAGUUCAGUCAGAUGUUACAAAAUACUUGCUAGAUACAUUGAUGCAUCAUCAUGAAUGAGGAGGAAAAUCUGGACGAACUUGGAGAGAAACUGUAUGACCGAAUAUUUUCUAAACAUGGCGAAAUCGCGGGCAAACUGACAGGGAUGAUGCUAGAACUGCCUGACAAAGUCAUCAUGCAGAUGCUACAAGAUGAGUCUGUCCUUAACGAUGGAAUAAGCAGAGCACUACAGGCUCUCAGCCCAGACAGUCAGGUGGUGUGUGAGGUAGAGGAGGCAUCUGCCUCUUCGGACUCUUUGGGUGAACGACUCUACGACCUCAUCGACCUUCACAACACCGGCCACACGCACAAAAUCACAGGCAUGCUGUUGGAACAGAACAAGGAGGCCAUUCUUCAAAUCCUGUCAGAUCCUGAAUUACUGGAAAAGAAGAUCAACAUUGCCUUAAAAACGCUCCUUGAUAGGCAGGGGGAGGAGAGGACCAACAUGACUGAAAGCUCUGAUUCUGAGGUUGAAUCCGAAUCCAUUGGAGAAAAACUGUUCAACCUUGUGAAACAGAUAGACCACACCCACUCAGCUGACAUCACAGGUAUGCUGUUGGAGAUGGACUCGGAGAGCUUGAAUCAAGUCCUGAAAGACCGCUCCCUGCUUGAGGUUGCAGUUAAAAGGGCACAGAGUGCUCUGGAAGCACAUACCCACACCCACAGUUCGGAAUAAUGAGAUGUGUUCAUUCAUCGAAGCUGAAUUGCACAGUUGCCAGCCAUCACAGGCCAACACAAAUGAGUCAGACACUUCCUUGCGCAGUUCCUGUAUGUGGACAAAGGAGAGGACUCAAACCCAAACGACGGGUAAAGAAUUGUGGGAAGGAAGCCAUGUUGGUUGAUGAGAUGGUUCAGUCAUGUUGUGAACUUUUAUAACAUUAUGGAUCCAAUACCAUGCUUAUAUUUUUUUACUAUGA